AUGGGCGAGACGCUCGCCCACCCCCCCCAGGUCCGCCGCGGCCCCCCAGGGAGCCGUGACGGCGACGGGAAAGAGGGGGGGGUGCGGUGUACGGGUCCCCUCGGUGCGCCGCGCCAGGCCACGGAGCAUGGCCGGGGCGGGGCCGUGGCAGGGUCGAGCAGGGCCGAAAGGGCGGCGACGGGGCCGCAAGUGGCGGCGACGGGGCCGCUGGAGGCGGCGACGGGGCCGAUAGGAUAA
Molecule: messenger RNA, 237 nt
Organism: Closterium sp. NIES-65
Lineage: Eukaryota; Viridiplantae; Streptophyta; Zygnematophyceae; Desmidiales; Closteriaceae
Source: the annotation of a GenBank genome assembly